UGCAGUCAGUUUAUUUUGCAUUACAUAAUCUGUAGUUUUAUUUGGACUUCCUCUUUUCUUCAGUCAUUUCCUGUAGAAACUUAACAGGGCCCUCAUUAAUGAUGUGAGUUUGCUACUGAGCAAAGAGGGGAACAGAACAGACAGUAACAUGGGGAAGGACAGAGGCUCUAUGAGUGUGAGGUUGUUGUGGAUCCUGGUGUGGAUAACAGCAUACGGUCAAGGAUUCUCAGCUGAAGUAAUGUCAAAGAACAUCUUUUUCCUUGCCGAGUCCAGAGGAAGAGUCGCUGUCCGAGUUUCCCCCGUGGUUCUACAAGGGACAGAGCACCGAUUCCACUGGAUAUGGACAUCACAUGAUGGCAGACACUCAAACACCACAAUAGCCAAUAUCAUUUCAUCCACUUGGGAAUAUGUAUCGAACACAUUGGGUUUUUCAAAAGGCAGUGGAUAUGAUCUUUCCAUCAGCACCAACUUUGAAAAUGCUGGAGAGUUUGUGUUCAUGCAAACCAAACCAGCUUCAUUUAUUGUGACGAGGUUUCAGGUGUUUGCUUUCAAAGUUAAACCCUUUGUAUGGCCUUCAUUUCGUCUGGGUUCUGAUGUGAGUUUUAGUUGUGAGCUGUCCAGCCUACCAGAAGGAACCACACUUCAGUGGGAAAGAGAAGGAGAUCCCACGUCUAACACCACCUUGUAUUACAACAACACUGUCCACAUGGUCAUCCAUAGUGUUGAUCAGAGCAGCAAGGGAGAUUCAACUGCACUCUCAAACAGAAUGGAACAUUGUUAUAUGAAAUGUAUAAUACCUUGAAUGUUGAGAAAAGCACAUUCAAAAUGCCAGUAACUUUGUUCAGAGAGAGCAGCAACAGCAGUGAGGUGGAGAUGAUGUGCAGGUCUUCAUCCUCGCACAGAAAAGCCUCCUGGACCAAGCGCUCAUCUCCAGCGGAAGCACCUGCUACUCUGACAUCAGAUGAUAGACUAGAAGUUGACCGGUUCUCAUCUCCCACGUUCAAACAUAAAGAUUUUCCCCUGAGACUUUCACCAGUGGAAUUUGAGGAUGGAGGAGUGUUCAGAUGUAAUUUUAAUAACAACCUUAUGUCUUAUGUUCAACUCACAACCAUUCAAGUCUCUGAAUCUAGAGGCCCCCCUGGUGGCCAGUCGGUGGUGUUGAAGUGUGAAGUGUCGGAGGUGAACGGUGACCCUGUGACCCUGGCCUGGCUGAGGAUGGAGGGGAGGACGGGGCUAGUGGUCAAAAAGGGCAUCCUUACAGAGAAUCAACCCAACUGGACACUCAGUGUGACCCUGCCCAGCCUCCAAAGGGACCAGCUGGACUGGCAGUGUGCAGUGUUCAGAGAGGACAUGCUCAGAGCGAGUGUUCCCCUCAGACUCCGUGGUGCUGGUGGAAGAUCUGGGAUACCAGGCCUAGUGUUACCAUCGCCUCUGAAAGACGACACCUUGCAGAUUUCGAUCAUUGUGGCCUGUACAGCGUUGGUUGUUGCCGGGAUACUGAUUGGUGCUCUGGUGUUCCACCUGAAGAGGAAGAAGACAGACCCAGGUAAAGACUCUGUGACAUCCCUACCACUUACUCAGAAGAAUGACCCAGUCUAUGGUAACAUCAGUGAUCCACUAGCACACCAAGAGUUCCAGGGAGGACAAGAUGGCAAUGAGGAAGUUCAUUACUCCGAAGUUGCUUUGGGUGAACCCAGGCUUGGUGAUCCCAACAGAGUCACAUCAGGGUCAAAUCACGUACAGGAAGGGGGUGCUGUCAUCUAUUCGACGCUCAACAUAUAAAAACACCUGUCUUUGGUUCAAUUAUUUGAAUUCCAUUUCGUUAAUUUUUUUCUGUGAGCUCAAUGUGCACAUUGCGCAGCUUUUCAAGAGAUAAAUCAGAUCCAGCCUGAACUGUGCGAUGUAGUAGGGAGUUUCCAUCAGGCCAAUAUUCUGCAUAGUUUAGCACAUAAAACGUGCCAAUUAACUACAAUGACCGCAAUCCAUUGAGAAUCUACUUGUCCUGUCUCUGCUUCUUGUACUGUAUGCCUGCCACGGAAGAGGCAGAAUGCAGGAUAGUGAGGGGAUAUAGAGAGCAGGUGUUGUUCACAAGAUAUCUCUACCUGAAAAUGUAUGAUCUAAGUCCAAGUGAUUGAUAGUUGGUGUUCAGCAGUCAUAAAAGUAUGCUUUAUUUAAUUUGAAGAACAACUAAAAUAGUGAUUUUGUCAGACAGCGUAGGCAGCAGCUCUAUAGUGAUGAUUUGGAAUGAAAUAAUGAAGUCAUCAAAUUAAACAAAUGUUAUAUACACAACUGAAAUAUUUGAUUAAAGUAAAGGCUUGUAAAAAAUGAAAUAAGUGAUAGGCAGUAAUGGGCAGUAAUGGGCAGUCACUACCACCAUGGGACUUGUACUGUUUGUUUUAUUCUGUGUUCAACACAAAUAAUCGAAACCGAAAUGGAAAACCAUGAUUAUUAUUUUUAUUAUCAAACUAAAAUCACACCGACCUCAAAAAGCACUAAUCUUCAGCACGAAUGAGAGACAGAUGGUUAUUCGACCAUUGAUAACACGUUUAUAUAGCAGGAUGCUUAAAUAAUUUACCAAUCUAAAAUAAAUCUAUCUGACAUGAGCUGAAUUGACGGACUAUCAUGACUGACAGAACAAGAGAGAAACUGCUGCUGCACAACCUCAGGUCCAAAUUGCACCGUGUGUAUUCUAUCAUUAUAACUUGAGACCCCGACUGCUUUCCUGGGGAAAUUCAUCAGAGGGACUUCAAAUGGGGGCUGUGGGACACCAGUUGCCAAGCCCUGAUCUAGUAGAAUUCGCUGGUUGCACACUAUUGAGAAACAGAACGGUCUUUCGAGAACUACGUACAUUUGACAACAGCUGAUAAAUCCACUUAAAGUGACAUGUACCAAAUUGAACAAAUAGCUGGAAUAAAGUUUGCGCAUUAAAUGACGGAUUCUCAGUAUCGAUGUAGUAUGUUGAUAUUUGUUGCUUAGGGCAUUCGUUUUUACCAAAUUAUAGAGUUCUAAAUAGUAUGUGGUAUGAUUAAUACACAGUAUUUUGUUUUAGUAAGUAGUAUGCAAGACAGAUUUCGGACAUGACCAUAGUAGAGUGAUAUCCAUACUAAGACACCCAUGUAUAGACAGCAGGUGGCGAAAUUGAGGAAUUUCACAUAGCUGUAACUGAAAUAAUUUUGAAUUGCUGUAGAUCUUGCAUCAUUGGGAGCAAACGACAGUAAUGUUUUUGUAUUUUAUAGAUGUAUAUUUUGUAUGGAAAGUAUCUUUAGAUUGGUAUUUUGAAAUAAAUACGAUCCUUGUAAACAGAA
Molecule: messenger RNA, 3305 nt
Organism: Oncorhynchus masou masou (cherry salmon)
Lineage: Eukaryota; Metazoa; Chordata; Actinopteri; Salmoniformes; Salmonidae
Exons: 10
Coding region: 787-1782 (331 amino acids)
Source: RefSeq, a predicted model, not a curated record